AUGGCAGAGCGGAGGAAGCAGCAGAAUUAUUCUUCUCUGCACCGCUACCUGACCGCUCCCAUAUGGGAUGGGCUGAAGCAAUCCUCGCGCGAGAAGGCAGCGAUAGUGUUAUUUCAACACUGCUGGCUCUUAGGUUUGAGGUGUCCCUCAGAAGGGACAUUCGCGCUCCUGGGAAACCUUCUUCAGAUGACCAAGCCAGAGGGCGCAGGGCUUCUGACCGCUUUUGAGUUCUACCAGUUCAUCAAUGGUUUGAAGAAGCAGUGGAAAAGCUUCAAGGCGCUCAACCGGGCCACUGAUCAGGACUAUGGGGAAUACCUCUUAACUCUACCUGGGGAGCCUCGUGAGCUACCAGCAGAAUAUCAUUUGCAAGCAUUUGUUCACGAACCGUUUGUUCCAUGCAGACUGCCGAUGGAGGAGCUUUUGAUGGCAGCUAGCUCCACCAAGUUGCGGUGGCGUGGACCAGCUGAGCAGAAGGCGACCAGUGACCCAGGGUUGGAGAAGGACAUGAAGCUGAUGGAAUUAGCUUUCCGCAUGGGGCAGAAUGCAAGUGGGUCUCCAAGGACCCCGGCUUCUUCAGCUAGCUCGGGCGGUGCUGCGCCGCAGUUUCCCGCGCUGCCUUCACCGCCGGGCAUGCUGGCACUCCAGGAUGGUGGAGUUGACCAGAUUGAAGCUGCGCCAGAAGAGCAGUGCGCAGUUCCUGACCAAGAUCUUCCCGAUCGUCAAGAAGCUGAGCCGAAUGAUGGAGAUGGCGGUGAGCUCACAGAGGAGCUAGAGGGGGAUGCAGUGCAGAAGUUGGCUGAAGCUUUGAAAAACCGUGACGUGGAGAAGAAAGAGAUGCUCAGAGCUACUCCAAAGGUGGCGGCUGCAAAGCCCAAGGCCAAGUCAAAGGCAUCUUGCCCGGUUAAGGCGUCGAGCAAAGCCAAGGUGAAGAAGCCACAGGAGAAGCAGAAGGCCAAGACCAGAAAGCAUAACACAAAGAAGAAGGACCAGACGUCGAAGACGCGAGCUCAGAAGGCGGACAAAGACAAGCUGAAGAAGACUCGCAAGGGCCAGGAGAUCAAGGCCAAGCCGCAGGUCAAGAAGACCAAGGUGGACAAACGGGAGCUUCAAAUGACAGCGAAGGAUGUCUACAGCAGGGCUUACCACCAAACCCGAAGUAGGUUGGUGAAGGACAGCAGCCUGAAAAAGGAUGCUAUCAAAUUGAAAGCCAGGGCAGCUGGCCACCGUGCUGUGCAGCGUGCUUUCUCUACACGCUGA
Messenger RNA from Cladocopium goreaui, 1257 nucleotides. NCBI's taxonomy places the organism in Eukaryota, Dinophyceae, Suessiales, Symbiodiniaceae. The record is from the annotation of a GenBank genome assembly.